CAGUCAGAUCGUCUACAGGGGAGGGGGCUUGGUCGUCACCCCCCUCUCUCUUGUGCGCUCUCCCUCUCUUUCCUCUCACCAGACAAUAUCACUGCAGAAAGGUACAAGCGGCCGCUCUCCACAGGGCUAUUGAACAACUCCCGUUUCGGACGAUUUUGGCCUGGAAUUCAUGACAGAAAGUAUCUGUAAAUGAGGCACGCCACGUGUAUUUGCCUGUUUUUUGGACAGCAUUUGGUGGAAUCGAUCCUAUUGGAUGAUUUAACCCUGUGUGAGCAGCAGUUCUGGAAUAUAGAUCUUUUUUUUGUUGCGCUGAGAGCUUGAAUCUUUGCUUCUAUUCCUUUUACGGCAUCAGUGACAGCGCGCGGGGUUUGGUGUCAUUGGUCCGGCUUUUGAUGUUCCCUAUUUAAAACAUCUGCGGGCAAAUUGAUAGGAUUUUGAUUAAUAGGUAGGCUAGCAGCAAAUGGUGCUAGUGCCAUGUUUCUUAGGUAGGGCCCGGAUGUUCCGAGGAUGCACUGGUUCGUCUUCUUAGGUGGUUCAAGCGAAUAUCUAUUUAUGUGUUCCAACUCCAGAAUGGGGAUCAGGUAAUAUUUACUGAAACGCAACAAAAAAAAGGAAUAUCGAAAGCUGUCCGGGCGUUAUUCUUUUUUUAUUUUCCUUCUCUUUGGUUUCUCUUUUUUCUUCCUCUCUACUCCUUUUACAAGCCUUUUCUCCAUUCACCUACGGAUAAAGCUGGACCACAUUUAUGGUAAAUGAAAGCAAAAACAUGUACAUACCAGAGGACACCCUUGAGAACCAUCAAGGCUCCGACUACUCCCCCCCACCGCUGCCGGAGGUGGGGCCCAGUCUGAACGAUACCAGCGUUGCAGAUGGAGGAGGUGGCGUUGGUGGAAGUGGAGGUGGGCGCGGGCCCCUGGAGGCCGUGGUCGGAGGGGCGGUGGUGGGGCUAGCGGCAGAGCACAUCCCCAGCGGCCCCGGGGCGGCCCUCACCUGGCAGGCGGCCAUCGAGGCGGCGCGGCAGGCCAAGCAGAUGGGGAACGCGGGCGCGCCCAUCUCCACAGCCAGCUCCACACAGAGGAAGAGGCAGCACUACACCAACAAGCCCAAGAAACCCAUCAACACGGCCCCAACCAGACCUCCCAGAGCCCUGCUCUGCCUCACCCUCAAGAACCCCAUCCGCAGAGCCUGCAUCAGCAUCGUGGAGUGGAAACCGUUUGAAAUUAUCAUUUUGAUGACUAUAUUUGCGAACUGCGUGGCCUUAGCUGUCUACAUCCCCUUCCCAGAGGACGACUCAACGCCACCAACUCAAACCUGGUAAGUCACACCUGAACUGACACAGGC
Molecule: messenger RNA, 1338 nt
Organism: Oncorhynchus keta (chum salmon)
Lineage: Eukaryota; Metazoa; Chordata; Actinopteri; Salmoniformes; Salmonidae
Product: voltage-dependent L-type calcium channel subunit alpha-1C-like
Exons: 3
Coding region: 743-1315 (190 amino acids)
Biological process (GO): calcium ion import across plasma membrane
Cellular component (GO): voltage-gated calcium channel complex
Molecular function (GO): high voltage-gated calcium channel activity
Source: RefSeq, a predicted model, not a curated record